Messenger RNA from Capsella rubella, 632 nucleotides. RefSeq lists its product as uncharacterized. Lineage: Eukaryota; Viridiplantae; Streptophyta; Magnoliopsida; Brassicales; Brassicaceae. The transcript is spliced from 5 exons. The record is from RefSeq and is a predicted model, not a curated record. The coding region runs from base 46 to 411 and encodes 121 amino acids.
GACCUCAACGCAGAAAUACGAAAGCUUGUCACAGAUCUUCUUAAAAUGGAGAACCCUAACUCAUCAUCUUCUACGGUGGAUUCAACCUCCUCCUCCGUACCUAAACGAUACACUCCACCUAACCAAAGGAACCGUUCUUCAAACCGGAGGAGAUCACGAGGAAGCUUCAGUAGCAACGAGGGCGGCGAGAGAAGUCAGCCUGUUGCUGUUGGUUUUCAGAGGGAAAACUCUGUCACUCCAAAGAUUAUAUCUAUAGAGGGUUGCUCUGACUCUAAGAGUGAAGCUUUUCAGCUUCUCAGUAAUCGUUGGGCAGCUGCAAUGCAUCUCUACAAUGACCCUAGUGUUGAUUUGUCAGAAAGACCAGUGAUGUAUUAUGGUGGGGAUGCGUGGGGUAAACUACCACCUCACUAGGUGAGGCCAAUCUCAAUUUCUUACAUGUGCUUUUAAAACCAAUGAAGGUAUUGGCUUCAGCAAACAAAGCCAUCAUCGGAUUACUACAGAACUGAACUCAGUUGUCGAUUGGCGGGCUGUUCCAAGGUCACCAAGUUGUAACCAUUACAAAAUGAUUACAACGCUUAUGUUACAAUGCUUUAUUCAUUAAUAAUAAAUUCUCAAUUUAUUUCAUUUUCUAA